Molecule: messenger RNA, 1029 nt
Organism: Fusarium redolens
Lineage: Eukaryota; Fungi; Ascomycota; Sordariomycetes; Hypocreales; Nectriaceae
Product: nucleophile aminohydrolase
Exons: 4
Coding region: 137-934 (265 amino acids)
Biological process (GO): ubiquitin-dependent protein catabolic process
Cellular component (GO): nucleus; proteasome core complex, alpha-subunit complex; proteasome core complex
Source: RefSeq, a predicted model, not a curated record
ACCUCAAUACAUCAACGUCAACACUCAUCGACUUAGCCCAGCCAUAACUCCAGGAUUUGCCUUCAUACACCAACAAAGCACGCCGUAUACUCCCAAACACGGCGAUUUCGCAACAACUCUUCUUUAAUUCUGCAUCAUGGCAUCCGGUUACGACAGAGCUCUUCCCGACGGCCACGUUUUCCAGGUCGAAUAUGCCGGCGAAGCUGUCAAACGAGGAACAUGUGCUGUUGGUGUCAAGGGUGCCGACGUUGUUGUGCUAGGAUGUGAGAAGCGCUCCGCCAUGAAGCUGCAAGAUACUCGCAUCACCCCUUCCAAGAUCCAGCUCCUCGAUCACCAUGUCGCCCUCGCCUUCGCUGGCCUAAAUGCGGAUGCUCGUAUCCUCGUCGACAAAGCCCGAUUAGAGGCACAGUCCCAUCGUUUGUCAGUCGAAGACCCUGUCACUAUCGACUACAUUACCAAAUAUGUCGCUGGCGUCCAGCAACGGUACACACAGGCUGGUGGUGUCCGACCAUUCGGCAUUAGCACUCUGAUUGUUGGCUUCGAUAACGGCAGCGAUGUCCCUCGACUGUACCAGACUGAGCCCUCCGGCAUCUACUCUGCCUGGAAGGCAAACGCUAUCGGCCGUUCAAGCAAGACUGUUCGCGAGUUCCUCGAGCGAAACUACAAGGAGGAUAUGGACCGAGAGGCUACCAUCCGGCUUGCUAUCAAGUCGCUGCUCGAGGUUGUUCAAACCGGAGCCAAGAACAUCGAGAUUUCUCUCAUGGCGCCUGGCGCCACCAUCGAAACACUACCUACGUCCGAGAUUGAAGGCUACGUCAAGGAAAUUGAGCAGGAGAAGCAGGAAGAAGCUGCCAAGAAGAAGACGGGCCGGACCCCUGGAACCGGAAGUGCUGCCAUCCUAACCAGAUCUCAGGAUGACUCCGCUGCGGAAUAGAGAGGCGUAUGGGAAGAGUUUACAUAGACAAGCGCAUAAGUCUCUGAAAUCGGAGCCCAGUGCCAUUGUAUUAACACAAGUAAUGACGCACGCAU